AUGGCGAUCAAAUGGUUAGAAUGGCAAGCGUACAGUCACGGCAUUAGUAUCAGACACGAGUACAACAACACGGAGAAAAGAAUUGGCACUCGUUGUCUCCCUGUGGACGGUUUUCACGCUGAAUCACAAACGAUGUUUCAGUUUCAUGGUAAGUUGUUGUUUUAGUGUAAUUAGGAUUAAGUUAAUUAGCUAGGAUUAAGUUAAUUGUGUGGGAGUGAGCUAAUGAGUUUUUAGCGAUUGCGUGGGCUUGUAGGAUAACUUUAUCUUUCUUUUGUAGGUUUAACUGUAUUGCACUUUAUUUUAAUAGGUUGUUAUUGGCAUGGGCACAACUGUCAUCUGAACGAAGGGAAAGAAGUCAACGAAAAACGUGAUAAGCCGAUGAAGGAACUCCUUGAAGAUACCCAAAGAAACAGCGCCUAUAUCACGAAGCAGGAAUUCAAUCUCGUUGAAUGUUGGGAGUGUGAGUGGCGAGAGAUGAAGAAACGAAACACCGCGCUGCAACGAUUCAUUGCCACGCAACUUCGCCGACCCCUAGACAAAGUAAAAACGAUGACAACUCGAUCAAUUGUCAACGCUGUGAAGAAUGAUGCGUUAUUUGGCUGUGUCGAGUGCGACAUCCACGUACCUGAGAGUUUGCGAGAUGUGCCCCAUGAAGAGCUACGCCGAAGAAAACAACAUCAUGCCCCGACCCCGGCGGAGUCUCAUUGGAAGUAUGAUCGGAAAGAACAUAAUGUUGGCAACCCCUCUUCUAAAAUGGUAUUUAGAACAUGGUUUAGAGGUACGUUUUAAAUAUUAAAAACUUGUAAAAUUGCAGGAGAAAAUGUUUAACAAAUUGUAUUAUCGUUUUAGGUAACACACGUCUACCAGAUAGUCGAGUAUACCCCUAAGCCAUGCUUCAAACCUUUCAGUGACGCUGUAUCGGAUGCUCGUCGUGCUGGUGAUGCAGACCCCUCCAAAGCCAUCAUCGCGGACACGAUGAAAUUGGUCGGGAAUAGGUGAGUUUUAAAAUCACGCUGUUGUGACGUAUUCAAGAAAUACUCAUUUUUGUAUUUCUAUACAGCUCAUACGGGAAGACCAUCACCAACAAAGAGCGUCAUCGCAAGGUGGAUUACUGCAACGAUGAUGAGGUUUCUGAAUUAAUCAACUCACCAUUCUACCGCCAAAUGAACGUGAUCGACGAUGACACCUACGAAGUGGAAAGUGCUAAGAAGAAAAUUAAGUUGGACUUACCACUACAGGUACGUAUUGCAUGAUCAUUUUGUCAUUAGAAAUAUAAGUUAAUAAAUUAUUCUUAUUUUACAGGUGGGGUUCUUCGUGUACCAGUAUGCGAAACUCCGAAUGUUACAGUUUUACUACGACUGUUUAGAUACAUUUCUUGACCGUUCCGAUUAUGAGUAUUGCGAGAUGGAUACAGACAGUGCCUAUAUCGCUAUUAGUGGUGAAAGUGUUGAAGAAUUGGUCAAGCCUGGUUUAAGAGCGGCGUUUGAGAACGAUAAAUGUAACUGGUUUCCUCGUUCCGAUACAACUGAACAUGCGAAAUACGACAGGAGAAAACCGGGAUUGUUUAAAGUGGAAUGGGAAGGGGAUGGAAUUGUACCUUUAUGUAGUAAGACGUAUUAUUGUUUUGGGGAGAAAGAUAAGUAUAGUUGCAAGGGUGUAAAUAAGAAAAAUAAUGUAAUUAAUAAAGAUAAAUAUUUAGAUGUGCUUUUAAGUAAACGUAGUGGGUCGGGUGUAAAUAGGGGUUUUAGGGUUUUAAAUAAUACUAUGUGUACAUAUGUUCAAGUUAAGAACGCUUUUAGUUAUUUUUAUCCAAAACGUAAAGUUUUGGAGGACGGCGUCUCCACUAUUCCAUUAGAUAUUUAG
Molecule: messenger RNA, 1863 nt
Organism: Paramuricea clavata
Lineage: Eukaryota; Metazoa; Cnidaria; Anthozoa; Malacalcyonacea; Plexauridae
Source: the annotation of a GenBank genome assembly